AUGCCCAGGCAACGCAGCAGUGCGGGCGCACGCCGUUCUUCCUCUGGUGGAGGCUUCUGUGGGUUUGAAUAUUUCUUAUCAGCCUUGAGCCAGGUCACUGGUGCGAUAUUAUGCAUUGAUUUCGGUGUGCUUGCUACGUCAUUUGCCUGUGCAGUAGGCGGCUCCCGUUCGGCUCAUCCUGCAGCUCCAGCGCCAGUGGCUGCUCCACCGAGCCCUCCUCCUAUGACAGGUGGUGGUGGUGGCGGCUUCAUGUCAAAUAUGGUGGGGAAUGUUGCCGGCGGGAUGGCUUCUGGGGUUGGUUUUGGCGUGGCACAGCGGGCUGUUGAUGCCGUCAUGGGUCCUCGUUCUGUGGAAGUAGUCCACACAAACAACGCCCCCCUCCCGGCACCUCAGACACCGACGAUGCAACAAGGACUGCAGCGGGAUCCCUGUUCCGCUUACCAAGAGGAGCUCAACCAGUGCAUGACACGCCACACCGAUAUAGCACUCUGUCAGAACUACCUGGACAAUCUGAAGGCUUGCCAGAUGCAGAUGAACAACGGAGCGUAA
Cyclospora cayetanensis is the source of this 549-nucleotide messenger RNA. RefSeq names its product coiled-coil-helix-coiled-coil-helix domain-containing protein 10, mitochondrial. The transcript is spliced from 3 exons. The coding region runs from base 1 to 549 and encodes 182 amino acids. The record is from RefSeq and is a predicted model, not a curated record. Gene Ontology annotation, cellular component: nucleus; mitochondrion. Lineage: Eukaryota; Apicomplexa; Conoidasida; Eucoccidiorida; Eimeriidae. Gene Ontology annotation, biological process: mitochondrion organization.